Molecule: messenger RNA, 795 nt
Organism: Kogia breviceps (pygmy sperm whale)
Lineage: Eukaryota; Metazoa; Chordata; Mammalia; Artiodactyla; Physeteridae
Source: RefSeq, a predicted model, not a curated record
AUGCCCGCCUCACGACCCCCAGGCCAGAGGAGGGCGCUCUGGGGGAGGGGGGAGCCGCCGAGGUCGGCGGGGAGAGGCACCGGGAAGACGGACCCGUCCCGAAGGGAAGGCCUGGGCCUCCACCCGACGUCCUCGGACCUGACGUCCCCGAGACUAAGCUGCCCAGUGAAACCCGUUUUAAAUCGGCUGGCUCUGCGCGCCUGGCGGCUGCCUGCGACCCCACAUAAUGAACUCCCCUCCAGAUAUCCCGGCUUGGGUAGGCGACCAGCGGGGUCACCGCCGGUACAGGCUCACGACAGGAAAAAGCCCUCCUAUUGUUGCAGGAAAGGGGGCCCCUUCCAGGGCCCCAGAGUGGGCGCUUGUCUAACACUUGGAAAUGAAUUGUCCGAAGAGACACACGUGCUGACAAAGCAAGAGACUUCAUUGGGACGAGGUGACCAGGCGGAGAGCAGCAGUUGGGAGAGAGAGACAGAGACUGCCCACCCCACCCCAAGUCUUUAUGAAGCUCCAAGUCUGGCUAUUCAGAAAGGACCAAGGCUGGCAUCUAGCUUCUGCCUCCUGCUUCUCCCUUUGCAAGCUGAAGAGGUCUGGAAAUCUGUGCCCAGAGUCAUGCAUCCGCUGGGCUUUGGGAUUGGGUGUUUUCAAACCUCUUGCCCACAGAGAAGAAAGACCAUAUGCUCUCUGGGCCUCUUUGAGAGCACUGAGAUGGGGGGCACAAGAGACAUCUCCCCACAGGCAAUCAAGGGAGAAGCUAAAGCUGAUUUUUCUGUUUUCUGAAAGCAGCCUUUUCUUUCC